Tilletiaria anomala UBC 951 is the source of this 556-nucleotide messenger RNA. RefSeq lists its product as uncharacterized. NCBI's taxonomy places the organism in Eukaryota, Fungi, Basidiomycota, Exobasidiomycetes, Georgefischeriales, Tilletiariaceae. The record is from RefSeq and is a predicted model, not a curated record. The coding region runs from base 196 to 489 and encodes 97 amino acids. The transcript has a single exon.
GGCCGAGGACGAGGUGGUCUACGUCUCCCAGGCAGACGCCGAAGCGAUGAACGGUAGUGCGCGUGACGCUCUGGCAGAUGAUGACAAGGAAGAGAAAGUGGAGAUACUUGCCGAUGGCGGCGACGAAGCGACGGAUCAUGAAGUGAAGCAAGGGGAAGACACCAAAGUGUUGCAAGUCCCUUUCACCAAGUCUCAAUGCCAGGAGGAUCGGAGAUGUCGACGCGUAUCGCACACCACCCGGCAAUCUGGUCGGCAAGCGCAGGGCGACAGACGAGUGCAUUGACUUUGCUGAGGGUGAUCAGUAUCUCCAGAUGCAAGGCGAUGCGGACGAUGAUGCCGCCGAGGUGCAGCGGCAUACGCAGACGCUCAGCUUUCGCCUGCCGUACAAGCGCAUCAAGACACACUCUCUGUUCGCUUUUUUUGCUGCACGCGCAAGGCCUCAAUCCAGGACUCGCCCAGCCUGGCAAGGUGCUGUGCCACCGAUAUUAGCAGGACGUGCAUCUUCAUGUAAUACCCCUCCUGGGCACAAGAAUGUAUAUGCGCUGUUUUGUGCAGC